AAGUGGGUCGUGAAACGUCCACAAGAAAACAGCCAAGCUCAGAGAGCCCCAAGGGCCCCACAAUCCUCCUCCUCCUCUCCUCAAACCCCCAUCGCCUUCUAGCACUGAUGACGUCCCUUAGCUGGGUCGUGAAAUGUCCACAAGAAAACAGCCAAGCUCAGAGAGCGCCGAGGACCCCCCCCCAAACCCGUAACCUCAUUCUCAAGAAAAACCUUGAGACCUGGCUCAAGGUCUUCCCCCCGACCCUUCCCUUCAUCUGAACUCGCAUGUGUGAAGCCCUUUAUGCUCCUUCACACCAGGGUUAGCUGGAGGUAAAUCUAGGAAGCAAACCAGUAGUGGGAUUCAAAUAAUUUAACAACCGGUUCUCUGCCUUAAUUCUUUCUUCCAGCAAUCAGUCCAUCAAACUGCUCAGAAAGUUAACAACCGGUUCGGCCGAAGUGGUGCGAACCGGCUGAAUCCCCACCCCUGAAGGAAACCUAGCAAGCCACCUCCAAUUCUGAAGACAUCCUUUUCAUUUUAAUUUUUUAAUUUAACGUCCCGUCCCGUUCCCGUCAAGUUUAAUUCAACAGGUGCGGCUCGCGGGCCAGCGAGAUCUCUCCUCGGUGGAUGUCCUUUCCCUGGGGAGUGGGAGGGUGGGGGCCAUCGCCCCACACUUCAACCGCGUCCCUCAGUUCUGAAGGACGGCCAUAAAAAUGACGUCUAACAUUGCUCAACGCCGCACCCCAUCCUUGGAUUGUUUGCGGUUCGGACUUGUUUCUGUUUUACAACCACCGUCCUAACCAGUGCCAUGAGAUCCUAGUUAUUCAGUAACCCAGGAUUCCCUUUUUAAAAGCACCAUUUUCUCGCCGUCAAAGUCAAAGGUCUCGCUUGUCUUCCCCGGGCUAAGGAAGAGCUAGAAUCACCGUUCCGCCAUGAAGUCUUCUUGGAUGUUGAUUCUUGCUUUGUGCCUCCUGCCGGUCCUCGCCGAAGGCAUCACCGUCCAGGUCCAAAAUAUGUCCUUCUUGGAUUCGAUCAAAGCCUUGAAGAAGGUUCUGGAUGCUGCACCCCAAAACCCCCGUUUCCGAAGCAGGGGACUGGAGCCUGCUUGCUUAGACCCCGAACUUCCCAGUGAAUUCGCGCCUCUCUGCUCCACGCCGAAAGUUGCUGCUGUGUUUCGAACCCUCGACGCCAUCGCCAGCGACCCCGAGACCUGCGAAAUCUGCUUUAACGUCGCCUGUUCCGGGUGUUAAGUGAGAACCAGCCGUGCUCUCCACUGGUGAUCGCCUGGUGGUCACCCAUCCUACAAACCUCAUGUUCGAAGUCACCUCCGGGUCAUCGACGUAGAAUUCAGGACUGGUGUCGAGAGAGACAGGGAACAGACACGGAAAACCAGCCACGAUCCUGGAAACAAACCCACAAAGCCUCCUUCUCAGUAGCUGCGUUCACACAUUACCACCCCCCCACCCUCCCCCAAGCCAUUGUUUCCUUAACCGUGGUUUGUUGGGCAAACCACACUGAGAUGGCUUCCGAAGCAAGCUUUCGGUUUACUUUUGAACCGUAAAACUUUGUUUGAUCGAAACUAAGCCCAACGUAAGAUAGAAACUGUACUUUUUGGCUCCACUGCUCCUGCUUAGGCGGGGGGUUGGACUAGAUGACCUCGAGAGUCCCUUCCAACUCUUGUUAACCUAAGCUAAUCUAAAGAUAUGUUUGCUUUUUAACUCUUUGCCGCAAAGUUAGCAUCCUUUGCUAUGUUUCUGCCACUUUUUUCUCCAAGUUCACUCCACUCCCUGCCCACAGCUGUUUCGGGCUUUUUCUUCUCCUCCAUCCCUUCCCUUCAAUAAAUUUAUUUUUGUACUUCUGUAA
Messenger RNA from Pantherophis guttatus, 1842 nucleotides. RefSeq names its product guanylate cyclase activator 2A (gene GUCA2A). The record is from RefSeq and is a predicted model, not a curated record. NCBI's taxonomy places the organism in Eukaryota, Metazoa, Chordata, Lepidosauria, Squamata, Colubridae. Gene Ontology annotation, cellular component: extracellular region. Gene Ontology annotation, molecular function: guanylate cyclase activator activity.